Mucor velutinosus is the source of this 1302-nucleotide messenger RNA. RefSeq lists its product as uncharacterized. The record is from RefSeq and is a predicted model, not a curated record. Bases 1 to 1302 code for a protein of 433 amino acids. Lineage: Eukaryota; Fungi; Mucoromycota; Mucoromycetes; Mucorales; Mucoraceae. The transcript is spliced from 5 exons.
AUGUCCAUUAAAGAAGUACAUUUUCCAAAGGCUUUAAACAUCAUCAGACCCUCUUCUCCCUUAAUACAACGCCAUGACUCUUCCUAUUCUUCAUCCACCGCUUCAACGUCUUCUUCACCAUCCACGCUCUCCAACACCUCAUUCACAAAUCACACCAAUCCUACUAUAGUCAACCCCUCCAACUUUAGCUAUUUUCAGAAUAAUUGGGCUUCGUUGAAAUCAACUAAUACGGUCGGGGUGAAUCCGCAUCGAUUUCUACAACGGCCAAGAAGUAAUUCCAACUUGUCAAAAUCGACGUUUUUCUCUGCAUUAUCACCUUCAUCUCAGGAAAAUCAACAGGAGGAUGAUGAAGAUGAUAUAAACAGCAGUAUUGAUGGGGUGGAUGAAACAGAGGAUGAAGAGGAGGAAGAGGAGGAAGAGGAGGAAGAGGAAGAAGAGGAUGAAGAGGAUGAAGAGGAAGAAGAAGAAGAAGAGGAACCGGAAGUCAAAGUAGUGGCCAAGAUCAAGCAUGGCACGAUUAUGAAUGGCAAGGGAGAGUUUGUCAAUAAGGGCAGCAACAUGACAGAAGAAAGCGCAUGGCUAGACGAAGCAAGAGCGAAUCGAAAGAUUGCCGAUCUCGAGAUUGAGAAGGCAUCAUUGUUGGUGUUAAAUACGACUUUGGAAGCUAAACUGCGACAACAAACAGCACAGAUUGUCGAGCUGCAGAAACGAUUACAAAUGAAUGAAGGGCCCCUGACACCCGUAUCAGACAAGCACGUGGAAGAUUUUCUGUUUGAUGAUGAUGAGACGACGGUGGUGCAGCAGCAGCAAGAGGAUCAAGAGAUUGAAAAUGACCAAGUAUUUCAGCGUAUCAAAUCCAUGCUGGAGGGCCUGAUUUUACAGGCUGAAGUUGCAUUACUUCAAAAGACAAACAAAUCGGGGAAAGUGUUGCAAGAUUACAGCCAUGGCUCUGCUUCCAUGGAGAAGCAAUUCCAUGUGCAAGAAACAUUACACAAACUAACAGUAAAAACUUCACCUUCAUCCAUCGUCGAUAUGCACAACAACCAUUACACACCCACCAAGAGAGCAUCGUCUCCUUUCCGACGUGUGUCAGAUGCUUCCUCAGUAUCAUCAAGAGGCUCAUCUACCAGUAGCGUCAAAAUGUCUCGAAAUUUAUCUCGUCAAUCAUCACCUCCCAUCUUGGUAUCAUCACCCAGACCUUUCAGCCCUCCACCACAACAGCAAUCACAGAAGAGAGCUUCUUCUCCUCGUCAUACAUCUCAUGUGCGUAAAGAUCUCGAGAAACCUAAAUGGCAUUUCUAA